CAACUCUCUGCGAUGCAACCCGACUGUAUUACGACUUCUGGCGACAUUACUCCUCGUCAAUACCAAGAAGAGAUCUUUAUCCGUGCGCGACACUCCAACGUGAUUGCUGUCCUGGGCACUGGGUCAGGAAAAACAUACAUUUCUAUCUUGCUCAUCAAAUCUAUAACAUCUCAAUCGCACCUAUCCGCCGGGAAAAUUGUUGUUUUCCUUGUACCUAAGGUUCCCCUCGUCGAGCAGCAAAGCGUCUUCAUCGAGAAACAAUUACCGUCACUCAGAGUUCGAAAGGUACAUGGCGGCGACGCUCUUGCCGGCGACAUGCUCAACAGAGCAGAAUGGAAGAAAUUCUUUGACAGCGCCGAUAUCGUCGUUAUGACAGCUCAAGUCUUUGUCAAUGCGCUCACCCACUCGCACUGGAGUAUAGACAAGGUGUCUUUGCUUAUAUUCGACGAAUGCCACCAUACUCGCCUCAACCAUCCAUACAACGUCAUAAUGCGAGACUCGUACAAACACUGCUCACCGUCUCAGAGGCCCAAGAUAUUUGGAAUGACGGCCAGUGUUGUAUGGCGCCCCAGCCGCGCCCAGGAAGACCUUCAAGAGCUCGAAGCAAACCUCGUUGCGAAGGCCAUCACUGUCCAAAUGCAUCACGAAGAGCUUGGGCACCAUUCCCCCAAACCGAAGGAGGUCUGUGCACCAAUCUACGAUCGGCUAGAGAUUGACAUCAAAGCCGCCGGGUCCUAUGCAUUGCCAGUCGCCCCUCUUGAUGAUCCCGCCAUUCCUUGGGCAAUCGUUGACGCGCGCUACACGACCGCUCUGCGUAACUUGGGGCCCUACGCCGCCGAAACCUUCCUGUACAAAGACCUCAGUGACCGUUUGCGACAAUUUAUCCAACCUAGUCAAGCCGACGAAAUGUCACGGCUCCGAUCUCAGCUCCAGGCAAUGCACACAGAGUCUUCCACUCCCGAGCAACUCCUACGUGAUCCUGAGAUGAGACAGAUCUACGACCUGAUCACCGAAUAUUCCCCUCUCUUCGAGAUGCCUGGACCCGUCCACGGCAGUUCCAUACCAAGCUCGGAGAAUCAGUUCCCCCCUGGUUGGGUUUUUGAUCUGUCGUGGUGCUCUCCCAAGGUCCACGUCCUAGUCGAGGUCUUACGAAAUCAGUUCACACCCGCCUCUCAAGGCAUAGUCUUUGUCGAGCAGCGACAUGUCGCUUCCGGCUUAGCACGGUUGCUGUCGAAGGUGGAUGAGUUGAAAGGAGUUGUGCGGUGCGCAGAGUUCGUUGGGCAUGCCAGCGACACAGGAGAGGGAAUGAAGGCGGGAGAACAAAACAGAGUCCUGGAAUCGUUCAGAAAGCGUUCUAUCAAUUUGCUAAUCGCUACGCAGGUAGCUGAAGAGGGACUUGAUUUUCCGGCUUGCGACGUCGUAGUCCGUUUUGACUCCAUUCAGCACCUUGUGGGGUUUGUCCAAUCUCGGGGUCGGGCACGACAUAAGGAUUCCACAUUCGUCAUCAUGGUCGAACAAGGAGAUGAAACCGCAAUCGAACGAUACAAGAGGUUCGCCGAAAUCGAUUCCUUGAGCUCAGUCUCUUCGGCCUCAGCUGCCUCAGAAACGCCUACCAAUCUCACGUCUAUGCGUGGAAUGGGCUCCGACGAAGACGACGAGCCGAACGAAGUCGAUCUCGCUCAAAGAGAACGGUUCGUCGUUUCCGACACAAAAGCGGUCCUCUCCUACAACAACGCGAUCGAUCUACUGUCGCGCCUUUGCGCUCUUAUACCUACCGAUAACUUCACGCGGACGUACAAGCCAACGUACAUUACCAACAUCGCCCAGACGGGAUACUAUGUCUGCUCCUUGACUCUUCCCUCUGCCCUUCCUUUACCUCAUGGACACCUGAAGUACACGGGCCCAGGAAAAUGUUCCAAAAGAGAGGCUAAACGUGCCGUGGCGUUUCUUGCGGUGAAAGCACUGUACGGCUUGAACGUGUUCGAUGAAUAUUUGCUUCCAGCGAGGAGUGUAAAAGAUAUGGAGCAGGAUGCGGAGGAGUCCACGGGCGGAGCCGCUUACAUCGAUGUCAAGCAGAUUCCACAGAUGAUGAACGUCGAUGUUCGAGAUCCCUUCGUCCUAGGCAUCAAGAUGUGGCUCCAUACUGUCUAUGUCGACGGCGAACGCGUGGCUGGUCUAGUCACCGGAACGCACCUUCCACAGGUCGAACUCUCUUGGGAAGGCACAGGUGUGCGGACAGGCGCUGUGGAGGCGGUUGCUUUCGAUGCAGAUCCUCUCAAGGAGGAUAGGCAGCGACAAGUUCUGCAGGAGUUUAUGGCAUGGGGAUUGUGGUGGUGUGUUACCACGCGACCUUUGGCGGGACCGUUGACUUGUUUCCUCGUCCCUCUGGUCCUACAUGAAAACCAGCCUGACUUCGAGCUUAUGGAGCGUAUCGUAGCAAUAGGCCUAGGUUGCUCCGACUGCACACAACUCAGCGAGAAGGACUUUGGUCGACUUUUGUGUACCAACCGAUGGGAACACGGGCGGUCGUUCAUACUUCAUCGCAUUCGAUACGAUCUAACGCCCUCAUCAAUGCUCCCAGAAGGCUCGAUGGCGCGGGAGGCCGGUUUUACAACUUACGGGCAAUGGCUCAGGGCGCGGUACAAACGGAAGAAAUUUUCUGUCGUACUGAAGGACGACGAAGUACUCGUGGAGGCCCGCAGACUGAAGCUACAAUGUUCUGGCAUCUAUCACCUUCAUUCCCGACCGGACGACGCGGUGCCAAUGGAUGUCGACGACAUCGACACCAACAUCUUUCCUCUAUCUUCCUGUCGGUGGACUGCAAUUUCGACGUCGCUGUAUCGCACGUUUGGGCUUCUUCCUCGACUUCUGCAUCGUAUCAACGACGUGUUUCGUGCCCAAUCCGCGCAACUUGCGCUAGGCCUUCCGCCCAUUAACACAGACCUGCUCAUCGAGGCAUAUACUAUUCCAGCUGCUCGUACAGGAUGGAAUAAUCAGCGUUUCGAAACUCUGGGUGAUUCGGUUCUAAAGCUUUGCACGUCCGUUCAUGUGUUCAACAAAUAUCCAUGGCGGCACGAGGGCCAACUUUCCGUUCUGCGACAAGUUGCUAUCUCGAACAUGACGUUGCUCAGAAAGGCCAAAGCUGUAUCGCUUGAGUCAUUCCUGAAUACGGAGUCGACGAGCAAUGAAACGACUUGGCGAUACUGCCUCCCUUCCGGCCCAGCACCUCACCACCCUUGUCAUCCGGUAAAAGAUACAGACCGUGUACCUCUACCGCCCCCAUCUUCGCGACCAAGAAGGCUUGUACAUCGGCGUUUCCCGCGACGGAGCCUGCAAGACUGCAUGGAGGCUACAUUGGGGGCAGCUUAUGCUACGGGAGGUAUCCCCAUGGCCCUACAGGCGGGUACCGCAUUGGGCUUGAAUUUCGGAGGUUCCAUUCCAUGGCUUACACGAUUCGGAAAGCAAUGUGAAUCCUCCGCCGAAAGACCUGGGGUACUAUUCAACGUUCUGCAGGAGAGAUUGGGAUACACGUUUCGGAAUCCAGAGUUGUUAGUGGAAGCAAUGACCCACCCGUCGUUCGCUACGGGUGGUCAGUCUUACCAACGCCUAGAAUUUCUGGGCGACGCCGUGAUCGACCUCACGGUCAUGUCCUACUUAUACAACAAAUUUCCGAGCGCCACUUCGGGGAAACUUUCGACUGCUCGAGCACGAGCCGUCAGUGCCCCAGUCCUCUCUUCCAUCGCAGUCAAGCACCUCGGUCUACACAAGCUUAUGCUCGUGAACGAGACCAACCUUAGCAUAGCUAUGGGAAAAUAUCUACCGACCCUAGAGGAAACUUCUUACGAGGAUAUGGUGUUGAAUGCCUGGGCGCACGAUCCGCCGAAAGCCAUCAGCGAUGUCUUGGAGAGUCUUCUUGGGGCUGUCUUUGUGGACUCAGGGUGGAAUUGGGACCUCGCGCAGGCCGUGACAGAGGGCGUUAUGAACGACGUACUGGAGCUUCUCAGUCCUGAUACCCCGAAGGAUCCGGUGUCAGAGUUGAUGGUAUGGACGGCGAAGGCAGGAUGUACUCGGAUAUGUCUUCGCAAGUCACGCAGUCGCGAGGACGCGCCUAGGAACGACACGAUCAACGUUGUGGUGCAUGAUGUCGACGUAUCUGGGCCAUUCACUGCCUCCAGCAUCGGUGUGGCGCGAGCUUUUGCGUCUGAGAGAGCUCGCCUCAUUCUUCAGGAUCUCGAGUCUCCCCACUCACUUCAACGAGUGUGCGCAUGUAAACCGCCCUUGACCUCGCCAGAUGCUGGAACUGCACCAGAUACUGAGCCGCCUACGAACACUCUGGAAUCGCCGGACCCUGACACAGAGGAGGGGUACACUGCGAUUGCCAGAGAGAAAUUGGAGAAAUUUCAGGACCCUGAAGAGGAAGUGGAGCAAGAUCGUGCCCAGUACGAGGAAGAUAUGAAUCGUGAAGAAGAAGAGCAGGUUGAGAACAUGAUCAUGGUCUACCACGGGGCAGACUAAAGGUCGUGGGCACGGGCCCAGGGUUAUUCAUUCAGGACGUUCGAUUGUUUUU
This is a messenger RNA of Stereum hirsutum FP-91666 SS1, 4567 nucleotides long. RefSeq lists its product as uncharacterized. The transcript has 11 exons. Bases 13 to 4515 code for a protein of 1500 amino acids. The record is from RefSeq and is a predicted model, not a curated record. Gene Ontology annotation, biological process: RNA processing. Gene Ontology annotation, molecular function: ATP binding; DNA binding; ribonuclease III activity. Lineage: Eukaryota; Fungi; Basidiomycota; Agaricomycetes; Russulales; Stereaceae.